This is a messenger RNA of Syngnathus acus (greater pipefish), 4190 nucleotides long. It is a transcript of the gene ptpn21, whose product is annotated as protein tyrosine phosphatase non-receptor type 21. Bases 305 to 4003 code for a protein of 1232 amino acids. The record is from RefSeq and is a predicted model, not a curated record. The transcript has 20 exons. Gene Ontology annotation, biological process: protein dephosphorylation. Lineage: Eukaryota; Metazoa; Chordata; Actinopteri; Syngnathiformes; Syngnathidae. Gene Ontology annotation, molecular function: protein tyrosine phosphatase activity. Gene Ontology annotation, cellular component: cytoskeleton.
AUGCAGGACGCAGAGUGGGACACGAAGUGACACUUUUGCCCUUACCCAGGAUCGCACACGUUUGGGAUUUAAUGCAAUUAUUCUAAAUUAUUAAAAGAAUAGUAGGUGCCUCGUGGUGGAGCUAUCGCUGGGACUCAAGCCCUCUUGUCUUCGGAGCCGGACCUUUAAACUCUCCUGGCGGCUCAACGGUCUGCCUAAUAAUGAGCCCCAUGACUGACACCAUUCCUAAAGUCUUAUUAGAGGGGACAGCGAAGCGAGUCAUUUGCAAAGACUAAAACACGAACGACUCCCACCGGCGCGAAUCAUGCCCUUGCCUUUCGGCUUGAAGCUCAAGCGCACGAGACGGUACACGGUUUCUAGCAAGAGCUGCCUGGUCACUCGCAUCCAGCAGCUCAAUGGCGAGUUUGUGGAGUUCACGCUGUCAGUGGAGAGCACGGGCCAGGAAUGUUUGGAGGCAGUCGCCCAGCGACUGGAGUUAAGAGAGAUCACGUUCUUUAGUCUAUGGUACCUGAACAAACAGAACCUGCAGAGGUGGAUCGACCUGGAAAAACCGCUGAAGAAGCAGUUGGACAAGUACAGUGUGGAGCCUACCGUCUAUUUCGGAGUGGUGUUCUACAUCCCCAGUGUCGCUCAGCUGCAGCAGGAGAUCACGAGAUAUCAGUAUUAUCUACAGUUGAAGAAGGAUGUGCUGGAGGGCCGCAUCUCAUGCACUUUAGAACAAGCCAUUCGCUUGGCUAGCCUCGCCGUGCAAGCCGACUUCGGAGACUUCAACCGCUACGAUUCUCAGGAGUUUCUUCAGAAAUUUGCGCUGUUCCCCAUCGACUGGAUCCAGGAUGAGCAAGUUCUGGAGGAGGCCACUCAGAAAGUGGCCCUUCUCUAUCAGUCUUACAGGGGUCUGUCGUCCCCAGAGGCCGAGAUGUUGUACAUGCAAGAGGUGGAGAAAAUGGAGGGCUACGGCCACGAGAGUUAUCAAGCCAAGGACAACACGGGCACAGAUGUGACGUUGGGCUCCUGCCUGGACGGCAUCUUUGUCAAACAUAAAAAUGGCAGGCCUCUUCAUUUAUUCAGGUGGAAUGAAAUUAACAACAUGAGUCACAACAGGUCUUUCUUUGCCUUGGAGUUGCUCAACAGAGAGGAGAGUGUCCAGUUCCAGACCGAGGACAUGGAAACUUCCAAAUACGUGUGUCGCAUGUGUCUGGCCAGGCUCAAGUUUUAUAAGCUCAACAAGAGCAGCCUGGAGGAGUGUGACCCCAUGCCUCCCGAAGGCUCCCAGAAGUCUCUCCUCACUCUUGCCUUUCCUCGUUUUCCAAUGCUCUCUCGUCCCUCUCUGCCUUCAAAUAAGGGACAAACACAGUCCACAGUCGUCAACCCGGUCAGACGUAGAUCGUCAACAAGAUUGUCCCUGCAGCCAAAGCCUCAGGGCUACAUGAUGCCCCCGCCACAAAUGCACUACAACGGCCACUUCACGGAACCUUACACGUCAUCGCAAGACAACCUGUACAUGAACAGCCAGAACGGUUACUGCUACCACUCCCAAACCAGCCUGGACUGCCCACCUCUGGAUUACGGCGGCGGCGGGCGCUUGCGUAACGGCAGUGUGUACAGCGCCCACAGCACCAGCUCCCUGACUAACCCUCAGCACUACCUCCAGCCCUCGCCCAUGUCCUCCAACCCCUCCAUCACCAGCGACAUCACCCGGCCUGACUACGUGCCCUCGCACCGCCACAGCGCCCUCAUCCCGCCUUCCUACCGAGCCACUCCAGACUACGAGACGGUCAUGCGGCAGAAGAGCCGAGGCGGCGGCGGGAUGCUUUUGUCCCAGGAGCACCGGCAAAGCCACUCCAUGAGGAACCUGAACAUCGGGAACUCGUACGCUUACAGCAGGCCGGACCCUCUUGUUUACAGCCAGCCCGAAAUCCGAGGGGAGCACGGUGGCGCCACCCAGCACCACCACCACUAUCCCUUCCACACGGGCUCCAGCUUCCACGGCCCGUCGCCGUACCACGCUUAUCCCAUCGAGAGGAGACCCGUGGUGGGAGCCGUCAGUGUGCCGGAGCUCACCAACGUCCAGCUGCAGCAAGCCCAAGAGUAUCCGGCCGCCAACAUUAUGAAGACGCAGGUGUACAGACCGCCUCCGCCGUACCCGUACGCCCACCCUCGGCCCGCCAACAGCACGCCGGACCUGUCGCGCCACCUCCACGUCAGCAGCAGUAACCCAGAUCUGAUUAUCACACGCCGCGUGCACCAUUCUGUCCAGACUUUCCAGGAGGACAGCUUGCCUGUGGCGCACUCUCUGCAGGAGGUAUCCGAGCCGCUUUUAAGCGGACCCGUGCACAGACCCCCUUACCACGCUCAGAAGCGCAACUCCAUCGAGAUAGCCGGGCUAGCGCAGAGCCUCGAGGGCAUGCGGCUGAAAGAGCGGCACGUGUCGACUUCGGCCGUCGAGGCGGUCACGCCUCCUCCGGCCCCGCGCGGAGGUCGCUCGCAGGGUUCCCAGCUCAACGUGUUCUUGGAGCGUGCCAAGACAGAAGACAGGAGUGACAAGGAAGACGUAGAGUACGGUCACAAGAAGUCCCUCUCCGACGCCACCAUGCUGGUGCACAGCAGUGGCGACGAGGAGGAGUUUGAUGAUGACGCAGGGCGCCACACGCCGCUCUCUCACGACGCCAUCAUCCCCGAAGAGGAAUCUCCGCAACAUCUCUUCAUGGCUCCUCAACAACAGACCCCUCCUGAGCCACCCCCUGCUUAUCCCAUUGGCUCAUCUCUGGACCCUAUGCUAGCUGCCGCCCUCACCUACAAGGUCCACCCUCUGCUCCACGAGACCGAGCCGCUGUACUUGCGCGAUGUGCGGCAAGCCCGAAUCAUGCCCUCGGUGUCAGAGGGAGACCUGAGCGGCGAGGCCAAGCACAAGUCCAAGAAGGACUUCAAGAAGAGGCCUGUGUCUGACGUGCCUCAGGCCAAGAAGACCAUCGAAGGUUUACCUCCACCGGGCAUGAAGAAGAGCGUGCGCUCCGAUACGAGGAAGAUGGGGCCCCUGAAGGUGGCUCAUCUCAACGGCCUGUCCAUGUCCAGGCACCCGACGCAAAGCGAAGCCAAAGACGAGCGGGAACUAGACUCCAACGACGAGAGGUGCAAAAUCUUGGAGCAGCACAUGGAGAUGGGUGAGCUGCUGAAAGAGUACGAGAGCAUCCCCAAGUGUCGCCCGGCGGCCGAGUGCACCGUCGCCCAAAUGGCCGAGAGCGCAGACAAGAACCGCUUCCAAGACGUGCUGCCUUACGAUGACACCCGCGUGGAGCUGGUGCCCACCAAGGAGAACAACACGGGCUACAUCAACGCCUCACACAUUAAAAUCAACGUAGGAGGACAUGAGUGGAACUACAUCGCCAGCCAGGGGCCGCUUUCCAACACAUGCCAGGACUUCUGGCAGAUGGUAUGGGAGCAAGGUGUCGCCAUCAUUGCCAUGGUUACCGCCGAAGAGGAGAGCGGGCGGGAAAAGAGCUUCCGUUACUGGCCUCGUCUGGGCUCGCGGCACAACACUGUAACGUACGGCCGCUUCAAGAUCACCACGCGCUUCCGCACCGAGUCGGGCUGCUACGCCACCACGGGCUUGAAGAUCAAACACCUGGUGAUGGGCCAGGAGAGGACCGUGUGGCACCUGCAGUACACAGACUGGCCAGACCACAGCUGUCCCGACGAUUUCAAAGGCUUCCUCACUUACCUGGAGGAGAUCCAGUCGGUGCGGAGGCACACCAACAGCAUCAGUGAGCCAAAGAACAGCAACCUGCCCGUACUGGUGCAUUGCAGCGCCGGAGUGGGACGCAGCGGCGUGGUCAUCUUGUCCGAGAUCAUGAUUGCCUGCCUAGAGCACAACGAGAUGGUGGACAUUAAGACGGUGUUGAUGAAGCUACGCCAGCAGAGGAUGAUGAUGGUCCAGACCUUGUCCCAGUACACCUUCAUCUACAAGGUGUUAGUCCAGUACCUCCGCAACUCCCGGCUCAUCUGAGAAGUCCCAAAGAUGUGUUCUGUGCUACUACUGGGCUGACCCACAACUCUUAUCAACAGUAUUAUAGUGUUGUUUUUUUUGACAGUGACUUUUGCUGUAUAAAGCACUUUGAACAGCACUGCGCUGUAGCGCUUGAGCUGCAUCAAAACUAUCGCGACAUACCGAGUGGAAGGUGACAAUGGAAAAA